This is a messenger RNA of Bradysia coprophila, 3199 nucleotides long. It is a transcript of the gene mas, whose product is annotated as trypsin-like serine protease domain-containing protein masquerade. NCBI's taxonomy places the organism in Eukaryota, Metazoa, Arthropoda, Insecta, Diptera, Sciaridae. Gene Ontology annotation, molecular function: serine-type endopeptidase activity. Gene Ontology annotation, biological process: proteolysis. The record is from RefSeq and is a predicted model, not a curated record.
GGACAAAGAAACUUUUUUUUUGUAAUUUCAUUUCUUUUCGAUUUUAUUAGUCCAACCGCUUAGGUUCGUCAUCUGUGUGAUUCAUUUCAAUAAAAUUGUCAAAUCUUUCUCGAAUAACAAAAUUGUCGACCCUAGCAGGAAGUCUUUCUUUUCAUUUCUGAUUUUUAAGAUUUUGUUUCCUUAUCUGGUUUUUAGAACUAUUAAAGUGAGCAUAAGACAGAUUGACUUUUAAAUUUAUUCGCACCAAUUAUGGAAAUGAAAACACUUGCAUUUGGAUUGUUAAUCGCUUAUGCUGGUGUGGUGAGCGGACAAGAUGAUUCACUAACUGGUGGCUUUUUGUCAGGACUACUGGAUACGUUAACCAGCACAGCGGAUUCUAAAGAUUGUCCCGGUGUAUGUGUUCACACACUGGCCACGAUUAUUUGCUAUGAGGUUCUGGAAAAUGUACCCUGUCCUUCACCUAGUAUGAAAUGUUGUGUGGAAAGUAGUUCCGCUAAUGCCAGUUCAGCAUAUCGGCCAGAAACAACGGUAGCAACCAGACCGCCAACCAGACCCAGUACUAUAAAAACAACAUCGAGGCCUGUGACCACACAAAAAUAUGAGGAAGACGAUGAUGACGGAGAUGAAGCCGAUACUAAUGAUACCGAAGAAAAUGCGAAAGAUGGAAAUUGUAAGGGAGUUUGUGUACCCGACAAUAUUGCAGAAUAUUGCGAAUCAUAUCUCAUCACGCCUGGACUGUGUAAACCGCGAACGAAAUGUUGCGUUUCUCGUGACGACUAUCCCGAUAAGGUUCCAGCUGAUUUUCGAGUUCCGCUACAUGGAAAACCAUCGACACAAAAACCAAUUGUGAACACCACUGAGAGUGUGAAGGAAAAUGUGAGGCCAUCAAAACCACCGCAAUCAACCACAUCGGAACCACUUCGACCAAAAACUAAUCCUCCUACCAGACCGUCAAAGCCACCAACGGCUCGACCGCAGCAAAUAGUUCAACAGUCGGAUGAACACACAAGCAACAAACCGAAACAAUGUAACGGUUCUUGUGUCAGUGGAUUGUUCGCUUUGUUCUGUGAUGAUAUUGACGAAAAUGCUUUUUGUCCUGGAGACGGAACAUGUUGUUUAAACGGUGGCAGUGACAAUAAAGUUCAGACUACAACAACAGCUCGACCUACUACACCGGCUCCUCUACCCAGAUGUCCCGGAUUUUGUCUGUUGAACAUCAUGGCUGCAUUCUGCGAACGUCCCUCAGUUAUCAUUCCUAAGACAUCCAACUGUAACAAAGGUUCGGUUUGUUGUGAUAACAGUCGAAUUGCAUCGACGCAAAAGCCUAGACCGCAACCCACACGACCCACAUCACCGCCGACGACAACAUCUCCACCAGAUCCGCGAGAAGAAUGUCCUGGCUCAUGUAUCGUUAGUUUACUGAGCUUUACGUGCUUCCGAAACGCUGAAAUGACCGAUUUGUUCAAAUGUAAAAAAUCUGGUACUCAGUGUUGUGCGCCGAAAACUCGUAUUCAAGAAGUGCAAGUUAGAAAUGACACAGUUCCAGGCUUCGUUAGUAAUCCACAGAUGCAACAAAACGUCCCACAGUACAUGGCUAACAAUAUUUACAAUCCAGUUCCCAGCCCACUACCGCCACCAUCCACACCAGGUAAUAGUAAAGAGAACAACAUUUUUGGCUCAUUGGUUACUAAUAUCCGAAUAUUCUCAGUGCCAUACGAGACUUCACCAGUUCCGGCAGCACCAACAACUCGAGCUCCAGUUUACUCGAAAUAUGUUUGUGGCGUUAAGGGAACAAGUCGAAGUUCAAGGAGUGAUCCAUUAAGGAGUCCACCAUAUGCACGCCGAGCUUCACGGCAAUUAAAUUAUGAAAUUCCCAGCAAAACAUCGGAACGACUUAUUUUAGGCAGUGCCGUCAUACCCAUCCAAAUUCAUAACGACAUUCUUGGCAAUUUUACGAACAACGACAGCAACGCCAUCACAGAAAUGGAAUCUUCCAUGACUUCCGUCCUGGCGCAAAACAUUCAUGUCAAUCAAAAUUAUUCAAGUUACAGUCGGAAAGGAAGGGUUGUGGGUGGGGAGGAUGGCGAAAACGGAGAAUGGUGCUGGCAAGUGGCUUUGAUCAACUCGCUGAAUCAAUAUUUGUGUGGAGCCGCACUUAUUGGAACUCAAUGGGUUCUCACAGCAGCGCACUGCGUAACGAACAUUGUUCGGUCUGGCGAUGCUAUUUAUGUUCGAGUUGGUGAUUAUGACUUGACUAGGAAAUAUGGAAGCCCUGGUGCACAAACGUUACGUGUUGCUACCACAUACAUUCAUCACAACCACAAUAGUCAGACACUGGACAAUGAUAUCGCAUUACUGAAGUUACAUGGUCAAGCUGAGCUACGAGAUGGAGUUUGUUUGGUUUGUUUGCCAGCUAGAGGAGUCAAUCAUGCCGCAGGAAAACGUUGCACAGUUACUGGAUAUGGGUACAUGGGAGAAGCUGGCCCGAUUCCACUGAGAGUUCGUGAAGCUGAACUGCCUGUUGUCAGUGACGCUGAAUGCAUACGUAAAGUGAAUGCUGUGACUGAGAAAAUUUUCAUUUUACCGGCUAGUUCGUUUUGUGCUGGCGGAGAAGAAGGAAACGACGCAUGUCAAGGCGACGGAGGUGGUCCAUUGGUUUGUCAAGACGACGGUUUCUUUGAAUUGGCUGGUUUAGUAUCGUGGGGCUUUGGAUGUGGUAGAAUUGAUGUUCCAGGUGUUUAUGUUAAAGUUUCAUCGUUCAUCGGAUGGAUCAAUCAAAUUAUUAGCGUAAAUAAUUUGUAGAGUGUGUGUGCUUACUGCAGAAGCUGUUUUUGUUACACGCUUUCUUCCCAGUCUGCUUCUGCCCAGUCUAUUCAUUAAAAAAAAAAAAACAAGAACUUCAAAAUUAACGACUUUCCACGACUCGUGAAGAUAGAAAACUUUGACUGAAUUUGAUGCGAAUCAGUUGUGUGUUACUUGGUAACCAUAAAACUUUAUGUUAUAGCCAAUUAGAGGAGGAGUUAUGCGUUUGUCUUUCGCUUUAUCGAUUAGGUUUUUAAUUUAUUUAAUUUAAUUUUCUCUUAUUAAAGUUAAGCAAAAAACAACAAACACAAUUAAGUUAUGUGACCACCUGUAAAUAUUAAAGAUUCUACAAUAAAAAUUAAACAAAAGAAUUGAGCCAGACUCUGCUGGAAUUUUA